GUGGGAGAGCAGAGAAAGCACUCAAUCUGUGCCACUCACUCUAGUGAGCUUGCCUCUUCACUCCAGGACAGCUGAAGGAAACAAUCGCCAAAAUGAAGACUGCUUUAAUUUUGCUCAGCAUUCUGGGAAUGGCCUGUGCUUUCUCGAUGAAAAAUUUACAUCGAAGAGUCAAACUACAGGAUUCUGAAGAAAAUGGGGUCUUUAAGCUCAGGCCACAGUAUUAUCUUUACAAGCAUGCCUACUUUUAUCCUCCUCUAAAACGGUUUCCAGUUCCGAGCAGUGACUCAUCUGAAGAAAAUGGAGAAGGUGAUAGUUCAGACGAGGAGGAGGAAGGAGAGGAGACUUCUAACGAAGAAGAAAACAAUGAAGAUUCUAAUGGAAAUGAAGAUGAGGCUGAGAAUAGCACGCUGUCUUUCACAACACCUGACUAUGGAGAGAUCACACGUGGAACAGGAUAUAUAGGAUUAGCUGGAAUCAAACUUCCCAAGAAGGCUGGGGCCAUAGAAAACAAAGCAUCAGAAGAGGAGGAAAGUGAUGAAGAAGAGGAAGAAGAAGAGGAAAAUGAAAACGAAGAAAACGAAGCAGAGGUAGACGAAAAUGAGCAGAGCGUCAACGGCACCAGCAGCAACAGCACGGAGGCUGAGAACGGCAAUGGCGACAACGGGGAAGCAGGCGAAGGAGAGGGCGUCACAGCCACCGACGCAGCCGGAACCGCAACCCAGGGAGAGUGGAGCAGCAGGGCCGCCGAGACAACCACCGCUCCUAGUGGCGGGUUCGAACCUACAACGCCGCCACCGGAGGCCUAUGGCACCACCUCCCCGCCUCUUGGGAAAACCACUGCCGCUGAAUAUGGGGGAGAGUACGAACACACAGGUAACCACGGAUAUGACGAUGGUUACGAAAUCUAUGAAAAUGAGAACGGGGAACCUCGUGGGGACAACUACCGAGCCUAUGAGGAUGAGUACAGUUACUACAAAGGGCGUGGCUAUGAGGGCUAUGAGGGUCAGGAUUAUUACUACCAUCAGUGAAGGUCCAGCCAGGGGUGAAUUCCUCCACUCUGGCUCUGCAUUUGGCGACCAUUUCCAAAAUUCAACUCAGGAAGGUUCACUAUAGCAAAUGUGCAUAUUACAAUGUGGAACAGGUCUACCGUUCCGGAGUGAUUUUCUGUUAAUUGCUUCUACAAGUAAUGGGCUUCUUGUUGCUUUUCCCUAUAGUGUUAUUGAAGAGCCACUGUAAAUGAGGGCCACUGAUUAAAUGAUACACCAGUCCGUGAGAUCAAAUUUGAAUGCUCUGGGGUUGUAGUACUACAAAUAGUACUUUUAACCUGUUUGCAAUAGUGUCAACUUCAAAAGCACACUCUGUACCAGAAAUGCUUCCAAGAAGAGAUUCAUUGACAUUAAUGGUACUGUAUACAAUAUAUGUACAAUUCCUUAGUCAUACUAUCUAUGCAACAGUGUGUAUCAAGUUUAAUUAACAUUCUCAUGUAUUUUUAUGUCACCUGGAUGUAUAGGCUUUCUUGGGAUUUUAUCGCAAAUAAAAAUGCAAUCCUUGAAAUGUGUUAUGAUUAAGAAGAAAAGUGGGAAAUCAGAAUGGAAAAAGGUUAAAUAGAUAAAAUUUAGAACAAAAGAACUAAAGCUUAAUUUAGAACUAAAGAACAAAA
Messenger RNA from Lepus europaeus (European hare), 1660 nucleotides. It is a transcript of the gene IBSP, whose product is annotated as integrin binding sialoprotein. Gene Ontology annotation, cellular component: extracellular region. Lineage: Eukaryota; Metazoa; Chordata; Mammalia; Lagomorpha; Leporidae. The record is from RefSeq and is a predicted model, not a curated record. The transcript has 7 exons. Gene Ontology annotation, biological process: cell adhesion; bone mineralization; extracellular matrix organization. Bases 93 to 1028 code for a protein of 311 amino acids.